Molecule: messenger RNA, 2703 nt
Organism: Didymodactylos carnosus
Lineage: Eukaryota; Metazoa; Rotifera; Eurotatoria; Philodinida; Philodinidae
Source: the annotation of a GenBank genome assembly
AUGUUAUCAUCUGAUGGACCACAGCAAUCAAUGGAUGAUAAUAAAUCGUAUUUGAAUAAUGAUCAAACAUCACCUCUGAUAGAGAAUACGACAAAUAAUCAAACAAUAGAUAUAACAAAAACAAACCAAGAAUCUGAGAUAUUACCAAAUGACUCAUUAUUAAAUAAUCUCACAUUCAAUCCCGCUUUUUUGAAUAUGCGUCGAUGUCGUUCGGAAGCGGAAAAAAAUGAUGGUGACACAAUUGUUGUUAUUAAUGACGGAAAUAAUCGUCAAGAUUAUUUACCACGUUAUCGUUCGAAAAUUUGUCGACGCCAAUAUUUAAUUGGUGCUUAUUAUGACGGUUAUCGAAACGGUAAUCGUGUACCAGGGUUGCCUGUUUCUUGGCUUUUGAGUCAACGUCGUCAUCAACCAAUGAAUUCAGAUGCAUAUAAUCGAAUAGACUGGUUAAAUUUGUCUUCAACAACAAAAACAGCAGCAAGCGAAAAAAAACCGUUUAAAAAUGUAUCAUAUCAUGAUGAACUAAAACCAAUGAUUACACAAUCUGAAGACGAAAACAAACCGCUAACAAAAAAGAAAGUAUUAGAUGAAAACCUUGUUAAUGAUUUGAGGCGUUUAUUGACCUUUGGCAACAAAGAUAUUUCUUCAUUUAACAGAAGAAUAUCAUAUUCAGAACACGAAACAACAGAUGAUGAUCAACAACAUCAAGAAUAUCCAUGGCAUGUAAAACCAGCACGCUCUAUUUUAAAAAGUUCGCGAAAACCACCAUCUCCAACGAAACUCACAUCAUUACCUGUUAAAUAUGAGCGUAAUUAUCACAGAGAAAAUACCAUUUAUCAUUAUACAACAGUCGAAAAAAGUAUCUACGAAAAACGUAUCAUCGAAUCGACAAAUGAUGAUGAAAACUCACAUUUUCACUAUAAUGCAGCUUAUCUUCCACAAAUUCGGCAUGAUUCCGGUUACUCGAGUCAAUAUGAACGAUCUCACUUACAAAAAUUAAAACCCGAGAUUAUCUACAACCAUAAUGAAUAUUUACCAACGGCUGAUUUUGAUCGUUUUGCCGAUUUUACACCUAAUACAACAACAUCAUCAAAUGUCGAUAGUGAUUUUCUUGAGCCAAUUGUUACUGAUCUACACCUAUUAAAAAAUCUUUCACCAAUCGCCCCUCCAUCCUUUGUAUACGAUGCUGAGCCAUCUCCAUUAAUUAUUGUAUGUCCAAAACCGAUACUGAACGAACAGUUAAUCAUACGAGAUAAUAAUAAUACAAAUGUUCAUCCAUUAUUAGAAAAUGAAUUUGAUUUACGUUUACCACUUCCUCCACCGCCACCUGUACCCGAUCGAUCAUUGAAGCCUCCGCACCUUAGACCGAAACCUGCCCGUUUAGUCGAAAUACCCACACGUAAACAUCGAACAAGACAAACGUCAUCCGAUGAAGUAUCCACAUCAUCCAUCACGUCAUCUCUGUUAACAAAUAAUGUGACUUCGUCUAUUGACGACAAUAGUUUACAGCCAGUAACACCACAACAAAAUAAAAAUCAAUUCGAACGAUACGAUUCACCUCGAAAAUUACCUACAACGACGGGAAACGAAUCUAUCCCACGUGUGACUAUUCCAGAUUCGCCUGACUCCGAUACUACUAAACGUUUAGUUUCGCAUAUACCAAUAAUUCCAAAACCUCGUCAAAGCCUGUUAAAUAAACAAAAAACAAGUCCACCAGAUGAUACUAAUGCGUCCUCUACAUCAAUGCACGGUAAUUCUGAACGAAUGCAAAUUAAUAGUGGUUUAAGUGACCCAAUCGGUCCUCUAGACAAUACACCGCCACUCAGUAGUUUUGAUAUGGAUCCAAAUAGAGACAGUUCAACAUCAUUAAAGAAAACCAAUGUAUUAGCAACGAUCAGCAAUUUAUCCACACAACAAACCACACCAGUUAUUAGUCCACGAUUACAUAGUAGUCGAUAUUAUUGUGGUGGACUAACAGAGGAGAAAGAUAAUAAAUCAGUAAAAUCUCCAAAGAGAAAAAUAUCCACAGAAGAUGAUAACGAACUGAAACCAAGAAUAAUUAUGUACCAAGAAGAACCCUUUCAUUCAUCACAACAAACGCGACUCUCGUCUGAAAAUGGACGUAAGAAAAAUGCGUUUGGUUGUCUAUCAAAUGUGAGCUCAUCAUCAUUUGAAAAUUUAAAUCAAUCGAAAAAACGCUCAAUUAAUAAUCAGCACCAGCAACAACCAUUUGAUGAAGUUACAAACGGAUUACCAGUUCGUUUUUCGAAUAAUCAAACUACGACAGUAGAAAAUAAGAAACAAUUUGCACGUAAUACAAAAUCUAAUAAUCAACAGUCAGAUGCAAGUGAAUUAUCAUCUGAAAAACAAAAUUCGAUAGAUGAUCUCAACUUACCAGAAAUCAAAUUUCGAAAAGAUCUUCCGAUAAAUGUCGAAGGCCGGUUACCCCAUUUACGAUUCGAUUCCAAUCGAAUACUGAACGAUCCAAAAUAUACAUAUUCCCAAAGUUAUAGAAUCGAUGCAAUGCAAGCUUUGAAAAACGUUAAAAAAGGUACAAGUCUCCCACGGUAUUAUGCUUAUUAUCCACAUUUUGAAGCAGCAAGAGAACGAUAUAUUUUUGUUCCAAAGCAUUUUCCGAAUGAAAAUCCAUCGUGUUACGAACAUAGUGGUCUUGAACAUUUCAAAAAUGUAUGUGAUAAAAACUGA